Messenger RNA from Linum trigynum, 2593 nucleotides. NCBI's taxonomy places the organism in Eukaryota, Viridiplantae, Streptophyta, Magnoliopsida, Malpighiales, Linaceae. The record is from the annotation of a GenBank genome assembly.
ACAAAAGCAAGCAAGCAAUGGACCUUCAACUAAGCGACAAAAACUGAAACAGUAGUAAAACUUUGUGGGUGAUAAAGCGUACCCACUUUUUAUCUUUUAAAAAAUGGGAACCGUCCUGGAUUCUCACUUUCUUGCUCUAACCGCCAUUGUCACCGUAAUUCUCUUCCCCAGCACGGCAGCACCUCAGGGUUCAUGGGCUUCUCUCGUUAUUCUCUAGAGUUUGUGUGUGUCGUGUUGAUUUUUUGGUAUUCGUUGGGUUGUGCAGGUUGGGUACCAGCUGCUGUUCUUCAUUGUCACAGCUCUUCUCAAGUUCGAUUAAGUCACCGACUUUGCUGGUAUUCUUGCUCAUUUCUUCUGUUUGGGGUUUCGAAUUUUCCCCCCUGCUUUAACCUUCUUGGUAGCUAUGGAUGAAUGAUUAUAAGGUAGAUCAAUUAGAAUUGAAAUGGCUAUGGGGUCGGUAGAAAUGGGUUGACAUGAUUUCUUGCUGCUUAACAUACAAUUGAAGUAGUUUCUGGUGUGCUAAUUAGAUGUUUUAAUCUGUUCCAGGAAGCACAAACUUCAUUAUACUUGCGGCUUUGACCCUCAUUCUGAAAGGGACGUGGUAUUUUAGACAGGUACACUCGUCUCUUUGUAAUUCUAGCCAGUCAUUUCAUGGCACUGUUUUAUGUAUAAGUUGUUUCUCUGUUGAUGGGAACUUUGAUUUCUGUAUGAGGUUCUUUGAGAAGGAUAUCGUCACUGGUUUGUUUGGUGGCAAUCCUCUUUCAGUUUUCUUUGUUGCUUGUUCCAAGUUCCAUUCAGAGGAUCUUAAACCACUAGAGAAAGAAACCAGACUCUUGGUAUGUGAACCAUUUAGAAGGAAAAGAAGAAUAGCAAUACCCUUGAGAGUUAUAUUAAUGAGGUGCAGGCAAUCCAAUUACAACGUUGCACGACUGUUGCUCAAAUCAAUUGCCUUGUUUAUGUUUGUGAGACUCAAGGUACUGGUUGGUCCAAUAUUCAGUUGGAAACUUACCGUAGAAGGAGCUUCUGUGUUUAUUCAUUAGAUGGAGCGAACAUCCUGGAACAAUUGCUUAUAUCUCCUGUAGAUUUUUGGUCUGGGGAAGCUACUGAAAAGCUUUUCCUGCCUUUCAUUUUCUUUACCAAGUACCCAAGUUGCUGGUCUAAAUAAAUGUAUGCAUUGCCUCCAUUGUCAAGCUCUAACCAACUCUCGUCUUUGUACCGAGUGUUUAUGGCUUCUGACUUGGAUUUUUUCCUUGUAUUACAGGUAGUCUUGAGUGUCCUUGUCAUAAUAUGGGGUCUUCGUCUGGGCCUGUUUCUGCUAAUGAGGUAUGAAGUGAAGGCAUUGCAUGCUAACUUCACAUGUUAAACGAAAUGGAUGGAUUGGUGUGCAUGGCUACGUGUUUGAUUACUAGUGCUUGUUUUAUGCACUCAAGUUCUAGGCUAGUUGUUCGUUGUUCAUUCAUUAAGCUAAUCUUUGAUGUUUGAACUGAGUCAAACCCGUCAAUUUGGCCUAAACAAACAUUUCCUGAACAGGAUACUGCAGUGGGGGGAGGAUAGGCUUUUUAUGAAAUGCGCAGCAAUUUGGGGAAGUUAGCUGUUUUCUGGAUAUUUCAGGCUGUAUGGGUGUGGACUGUGAGUUUGCCCUUGACGGUAGUUAAUUCCAGUGACAGAGAUCCUGCAUUAGACGUUCGAGACAUAAUUGGGUGGAUAAUGUGGUCUAUCAGGACAUCAUUCGAAGCCACAGCUGAUCAACAGAAACUUGCUUUCAAAAACGCACCUGAAAACAGAGGGAAAUGGUGCAAUGUCGGACUCUGGAGCUACACUCGCCACCCUAAUUAUUUUGGAGAGAUUUUCCUUUGGUGGGGGAUCUUUGUGGCAUCUGCUCCCGUGCUCAAAGGGGCUGAAUGGCUUGUCAUUCUAGGGCCAAUCUUCUUAACAUUGCUGCUUCUUUUCCUCAGUGGCAUUCCAUUGCUCGAGGACUCUGCUGACAAGAAGUUUGGCAAUGCUCCAGCUUACAGAAACUACAAAAGGAGGACCAGCCCUCUUAUCCCGCUGCCUCCAUCGCUCUACGAAAACCUGCCAUCGUGGUUCAAAACCGUGUUUUUGUUCGAGCUGCCAUUGUACAGUCGCAGUCUUCCUCCUGAGGGGUUGGCAUGGUGAGGUGGGGAAAGGAAGCCUUUCCCUUCUUCGUUUUGGCGCUUCAAAACUUACUUAGUACUAUCAAAUAUGGUUUGGGAGAUAUGAAAUUGUCAUUUGUGCCGUGCAAGGAGCACUGAGGGAGAAGUGAUCAAAGGAGAUGAACUGAAGCUGAGCUGAUUCUUGUUUCCUUACAAAAUUAACAGAAAGAAAGAGUGAAUUGUGUUUCAUUGUGGCUUUUGGUAAUUACAGAUUUAAGCCUUUUUCUUAAUCAUCAAGGGGUGUGGUUAUGUAAUUGACUCCACUGUGCUGCUGGGGUAUGCAAGAAUUCAUCCUGAGUUUUGCUUCCAUUUCGCUAAUCCAGAAAUCUUAGUAUUCUUGAACAAAUCAACGCUUCAUUAAGUACGAAAUACCCGUAACCAACCAGAGCACGAAUUCACAAUAUAGAAUGUAUACGAAU